CCUUUUGAAAAUUAAUUUUCGACUGACAAAAUGUACACGAUUUCAUGAUGCUCGAGUAUAAAAGCCCUCUUUUGAAGAUCAAAUCCCUCUGAACAUCUAAAAACAAAAACCCUAGCGGCCAAGCAGAGUCUAUCUCCAACCAUGGCGGAUGUCGAUACUGAGGUGGCGGUUGCAGGACAGCCAAAGAAGAGAACGUUUAAGAAGUUCUCCUUCAGAGGAGUGGAUUUGGACGCUCUUCUCGACAUGUCCACUGACGAGCUUGUCAAGCUCUUCACCGCACGUGCUCGCAGAAGGUUUCAGAGGGGUUUGAAGAGGAAGCCCAUGGCUUUGAUUAAGAAGCUUCGCAAGGCGAAAAGGGAGGCUCCUCCUGGUGAGAAGCCAGAGCCAGUUCGCACUCAUCUCCGGAACAUGAUCAUUGUUCCAGAAAUGAUUGGAAGCAUUAUUGGUGUUUACAAUGGUAAGACCUUCAAUCAGGUUGAAAUCAAGCCAGAAAUGAUUGGUCAUUAUCUUGCAGAAUUUUCAAUUUCAUACAAGCCCGUGAAGCAUGGUAGGCCUGGUAUUGGUGCUACCCAUUCAUCCAGGUUCAUUCCUCUUAAGUGAGAUAUAUGCCAGUUACCUGGAUACUUUAUUUUUAUCUUGAAAGACAUCUGUGUCUAUCAAAUUUUUGUUUGUUCCUACUCAACUUCUGGACAAUGUAUUAAUGUUUUGAGUUGUUACUUUAGAUGAUGGAACUUCAUAUUCUAGCUUAAAGAGCACUUUUAAGUACCA
Messenger RNA from Mangifera indica (mango), 768 nucleotides. Its product is annotated as 40S ribosomal protein S15-4. The transcript has 4 exons. Gene Ontology annotation, cellular component: ribosome; cytosolic small ribosomal subunit. Gene Ontology annotation, biological process: ribosomal small subunit assembly; translation. The coding region runs from base 142 to 600 and encodes 152 amino acids. The record is from RefSeq and is a predicted model, not a curated record. Gene Ontology annotation, molecular function: RNA binding; structural constituent of ribosome. Lineage: Eukaryota; Viridiplantae; Streptophyta; Magnoliopsida; Sapindales; Anacardiaceae.